UUUCAUUUCCUCAUCUCUUUUGCUCCCCUUCUCUUCCGCAAAAACAUUUCUUUCAUGUCCCCUACCCCUUGAAAUUCAUCAAGAAAAUUUAUCAAACAUGAUGGGCAGUGUUUGUGCUGAGCAGCAACACAAGUUCCACCACUCCCACCAACUCUAUCUCACCAAGAAAUCCCUCAGGGAAAUCGACAUCCCCCCCAGGAAACUCCUCAGCCGCCGCUCCUCCGCCCCCUCUCCUUCCCCCGCCGACAUGUCCUUCAUGAUGGACUCCCCCAAGGCGGAGGACACUGUCUUCUCCAAGUUCUUGCCUUGCAACAACCUCGACGAUGACGACUCCGACCCCUACUCCUCCGACCACUUCAGAAUGUACGAGUUCAAGGUCCGGAAAUGCAACCGGAGCCGGAGCCAUGAUUGGACCGACUGCCCGUUCGCUCACCCUGGCGAGAAAGCCCGGAGAAGAGAUCCGAGGAGAUACCAUUACUCCGGCACUGUCUGCUCUGAAUUCCGCAAGGGCCAUUGCAGCAAGGGAGAUAACUGCGAGUUUUCACACGGGGUUUUCGAGUGCUGGCUUCAUCCUACUCGCUACCGCACUGAGGCAUGCAAAGAUGGGAAGAAUUGCAAGAGAAAGGUAUGUUUUUUCGCUCAUUCAACUAGGCAGCUUCGUAUCUUGCCGGAAACUUCUCCUCCUCAUUCUCCGCGGAUGAACUCUCCCACCACGAUGGAGAAAAAGUACCGGAGUUUGAACCAGUGCUGUCUUUUUUGCCACUCUAUGACUGCAUCUCCUACUUCUACUCUAAUGGGCAAUAUGUCCCAUGCGUCUCCUCCACUGUCGCCACCCAUCUCUCCUGUGUGUUCGUCUGAUUUUUCACUGUACGGCGACCGAUACGGCAACAUCGAGGCGUACGGGGACAGAUUCGGUAACCUCGGGUCUUGCUGCACGUUGCCGAAACUCAACGGCGGCGGCGGCACUGGGAUGAGUUACAAGGAUGCAUUGACUGAAUUGAUGGCUUCUUUCGAGGCUAUGAAUGUGAAUCAUGAAGCAGUUUCAUCUCCAGCCGCUGUCAGCAGUGGGAACCUACCAUGGCUGGAUGUGAAUUUCAAUGUUGAAGAGCAACCCCAGUUCUUGCUAUCUCCGUCAACCCCAACACCGACGGCGACGGCGGCCAGUCGUGGUCACGGGAAAUUUUUCCAUGGAGAGUUCUCCGGCAGGAAUCUGAUGGAGGACAGCAGGUACAACAGUGAGAGCAAUUUGGCUGGGCCUGAUCUUGGGUGGGUGAAUGAUCUGCUCACUUAGACAAUUCUGAGAGAAUGGACCACAAAAGGGCGCAUAUAUAAAUAAUAAUUGUGAAGGAGAUGGAGAUUUUGAAGGAGAUAUGAACAAGAUUUUUGUAUAUAUAAGGAUCUUGCACCCGCAUAUACAUACAGAAUCCAAGUGUAUGUAUAUGUGGGGAUCGAUGACGGAGUGUGAUUAUUUUUGCUGCAGAUUGUUUUGUUAAUGGUUUUUGUUUUAACUUUUUUACGUAUUGUCAAUUAUGGGUCUUGUAUUAAUCAAAUAAUUAGUCCUUGUUUAAGUUGAGAUUAAAAUAUGUAAUUCUUGUUGAUGAUCAGUUCCAGAUGAUCACUGUGAAUUUUCUGUAAUUUAAUCUCUGAUGGGCUGCUGGAUUAAUAUUAAA
Messenger RNA from Sesamum indicum (sesame), 1670 nucleotides. RefSeq names its product zinc finger CCCH domain-containing protein 2-like. Gene Ontology annotation, molecular function: metal ion binding. NCBI's taxonomy places the organism in Eukaryota, Viridiplantae, Streptophyta, Magnoliopsida, Lamiales, Pedaliaceae. The record is from RefSeq and is a predicted model, not a curated record.